AUGUCUCUACCAUGGCACGAACGCAAGAGUCGCCUCAGCUCUCUCAUUGGCGCAAACGACGGAGAAGACGGAGAGGCCGUGGCGAUGGACCAGCUGAUGCAUGGGCAGAGCGUGAUUGGAAAGACUGCCAAAACCAUCCGAGUGGAUGAGUUCCGGUUCACAGACAAAGACCUUGAUCUUGUCGGGACACUGGAAUACGGCCAGUAUGGUGUGAUAGACGUCGUUACGUGCAAGUUCGACGGCCGUGUCUAUGUCCGCAAGUCGACUGAAAAGCGUUUUGCGCUGAGAACUCGAGAGCAAUGCUCCCCUCAAUUCGAGCGAGAUAUCCUUCUCAAAGCUCGUAAGAUGGAGUCUCGGUGGGCUCCUCAUCUCCUCUGCGCCUUCCAGACCCCGACGCACCUCAACCUCGUCAUGGAGUACAUCGAAGGCGGGACGCUGUGGGACGUGCUGGAGUCGAGUCCUCACGACGGCAAGAUUAUCGAGUCAGACUUGAAGUGGUGGAUUCCCCAGAUAGUGAGCGCGAUCUCUUGGUGCCAUUCCCAGGGCUUUGCGCAUCGUGAUGUCAAGCCGCACAACUUCGUGCUCGACAGCUCCGGCUAUGUCCGCCUCAUCGACUUCGGGUCCACCGCGCCACUACUUCCUCCCGCUGCGGACGGGAGCCAAGCAAUAUCUCCCGAGCACUGUCAAGUGCCGUGCGGCACCUGCGACUACAUCUCCCCAGAGAUCCUGCAAGCCCACGAAGAGGCACUUGUUGCGCUGGAGAUGGACGAUGAAGAAAGCUUGUCUGCCUCCAAGUCGCGCAAGGGGAGAGGAUACGGUCGAGAGACCGACUGGUGGAGCAUGGGUGCCAUGAUCUACGAAAUGGCUUACGGUGUUGCACCGUUUUUCUCAAGAGAGAUCCGGCAUACAUAUGCGCGAAUCGUAGAGCACCAUAGAAGCCUCAAAUUUGACGCGUCUGCUCCCGUGUCAGUCAAGCUCCAAGAUCUGCUUCGCAGGCUGUUAACAUCUCCUGAGCUGCGCUUGGGACGAUGCAAUGUCAAAGAAAUCCAAAGCCAUUCGUUUUUCUCUGAGGGAGCGUUUGAGGACUUGCACCUAAAGACCAAGCCGGAUGACCUACACGUGCCUCAGUUCACCUACGCGACUCCAGUUGUCCCCUCGGCCCCCGCCGAGAAUGCUUCUCACGAGGAAUCCCAGUCCCGACCCUUCGCCUUCUCGAUGUUCUUCCAGUCGUCAUCGCCUAUGACUGCCCCCAGCGGGUCUCCAGGCGUCUCCCCCGGCGUCCAAAUGACUCCUUCUCAUGGAUCUACCCGUUCCAUCCUCCGCGAGCAGCCCCUGGCCGCCUUCAUCGGCUUCUCCUGGGGCCCCCCAAAAGACGCCUUCGACCACCCCUCCACGAGCACAAGCCCCCCACACCGCGCGAACCUCAGCACCCCGCGCCCGCUCGCGCACCUCUUCGCCCCGCUCGGCGAGCUCUCCGCGCAGGUGCAGCGCACGCCCGUCGGCCCGCGCUACCCGUUCGCGACGCCCGUGCGGCCGUCGGCGCUCACCCCGUUCCAGACGCUGCCGCGCGCGAGCACGGUGCGGCGCACGGCGCAGCGGCGCGUCGUGUCCGACCGGGAGGCGAUGAAGCAGCUCGUGGACUGCGUCGGGAUGAGCGCGCGCAAGAAGGUGCUCGAGAGCGGGCGCAAGCCGCGCGUGCUCCUCGCCCACCCGCGCUCCGGCUCGCGCUCGCGCUCCGGCACGGGCUCGGGCGCCGCGAGCGUGCUCAAGGAGCUCCGCUUCGACCGCUCCGUCGCCGUCGUCGGCGACGCGGGCGUGUCGUUCCGCUCGGAGCAGCCGUCCCAGCAAUCGCACUCGCACUCGCACUCGCACUCGAACUCGGAGAGCAUGCUCGGGGCGUCGAUCCUCUCCAUGUCGUCGCGCGCGCUCGACGCCGCGGCGCAGGCGAACGCGACGGGCGCGAGCGCGAACGCGACGGGCCUCACGCAGGAGAUCCUCCUCGAGGACACCAGCUCCGAGUUCGACUCGGACGCGCCCCCGAGCCCGAGCCCGACGCCGCGGCCCGGGUCGGCGAUGUCGAUGCUCUCGCGGCGGAGCGCGACCCCGACGGGCUCCUACUUCCUCGCGAGCGGGCAGAGCAGGCUGCGCGCGGAUCGGCGCUCGCUCUCGCCGUCGUUCACGGAGACGCUGAAGACGCCGCGCACGGCGGGGACGGCGUCGAGCACCAGCACCGGGGGCGUCGACAGGAGCGGGUUGUCGGAGUCGCGGUCGAUCAGGGUCGACGGGGAUCUGUCGUACGGGGACCUGGACAACAUGGAGCGGCGGUACAAGCGGCUCAUGGGUGAUAUUGCGGUGGUAGAGGCCAGGCUGGACGAGGUCGCGGGUCUCCUGCAGUAA
Molecule: messenger RNA, 2397 nt
Organism: Epithele typhae
Lineage: Eukaryota; Fungi; Basidiomycota; Agaricomycetes; Polyporales; Epitheliaceae
Product: kinase-like protein
Exons: 8
Coding region: 1-2397 (798 amino acids)
Biological process (GO): intracellular signal transduction; peptidyl-serine phosphorylation
Cellular component (GO): nucleus; cytoplasm
Molecular function (GO): protein serine/threonine kinase activity; ATP binding
Source: RefSeq, a predicted model, not a curated record